Messenger RNA from Talaromyces amestolkiae, 1533 nucleotides. RefSeq lists its product as uncharacterized. Gene Ontology annotation, biological process: transmembrane transport. The record is from RefSeq and is a predicted model, not a curated record. NCBI's taxonomy places the organism in Eukaryota, Fungi, Ascomycota, Eurotiomycetes, Eurotiales, Trichocomaceae. Gene Ontology annotation, molecular function: transmembrane transporter activity. Gene Ontology annotation, cellular component: membrane. The coding region runs from base 1 to 1533 and encodes 510 amino acids. The transcript has 3 exons.
AUGACGACGGGCGACAAGCACAACGACGAUGAAGCUGUGAACCGGAACAGCCUUGCUCCAGUCGCAGCUCUCCAACAAUUUUACGAUGAGUUAGACCUCAUGAGCCCUGAAGAAUAUGCAUUAAAGGAAAAGAAACUCGUUCGAAAGAUCGAUCUUCGACUCAUGCCCUUACUCUUUCUCAUGAUUGUGAUGAACUAUCUUGACCGGAAUGCUUUGGCGAAUGCGCGGAUCCAAGGAAUUGAAAAGUCACUACACCUUCAUGGUACUCAGUUCAACACGGCAAUAAGCGUUCUCUUCGCUGGGUACCUCGCUCUCCAGAUUCCUUCGAAUAUGAUCAUCACAAAAGUCAGACCCUCGAUCUACCUCCCAUCUUGCAUGAUCGUCUGGGGCGUAGUAUCUGGAAUGACUGCUGUUGUGAAAGACUUCCACGGUCUGGUAGUCGUUCGUUUCUUUCUUGGUUUUGUAGAAGCGCCUUACUUUCCAGGAGCGCUCUUCCUACUAUCAUCAUGGUACACCCGUAAAGAACUUGCGCUUCGCACUUCAAUUCUCUAUACUGGCUCACUUCUGUCCAGCGGAUUCGGUGGUCUCAUUGGAGCAGGUGUUCAGCACGGGCUGGAUGGGGCGAGAGGGAUAGCCUCGUGGAGGUGGCUCUUCGUCAUCGACGGUGCCAUCACAGUUUUUAUCGCCAUCACUGCUCUGUUUAUACUUCCUGACUACCCACACACCACCAAAUUUCUGUCAGGGGAAGAAAAGGCUAUCGCCACCCGCCGGCUCGAGACUUCAUCUGGAACUAACGAUACUGAGCGCGGCUCGCUCCUAAGCGGUCUCAAAAUGGCGUUGGUAGAUUACAAAGUCUGGCUCCUAGCUCUCAUUGUCAUCACUAAAACUUCAGCUGGUGCUGUAACGUCCUUCAUCCCAACUUUGGUGGCAACGCUCGGUUACAACCAAGUCAACACAUUACUACUUGUAGCACCUCCUUACGUCUUCGCCGCCAUUACAGCUUUAGCUGUCUCCUACAGCUCUGAUCAGAGAGGAGAGCGCUGUUACCACAUCAUGGUGCCCAUAUUCUUUGGCAUGGUUGGAUUCAUUAUUGCUGCUACGACACUCAACUUUACUGCUCGGUAUAUCUCCCUUUUCCUAAUGCUCGCGGGUGUGUACGGCAGCUACAAUGUAGCGCUUGCUUGGAUCUCCAGCACUCUACCAAGACCUAUUGAGAAACGUGCUGCGGCAAUUGCGUUGGUAAAUACCGUUGGGAACCUUGCUCAGAUCUACAGCCCAUACCUAUAUCCCUCUACCGAUGGUCCAAGGUAUCUGAACGCAAUGAUUGCGAACGCCUGCUUUUGUGUUGGCUGUGCAGCGGUUACAUUUACCCUCCGUCUCUGUUUGGUCAAUGAGAAUAAAGCACUCGCUGUUACCGAGAGAGAGUUUGCAAAUGGCCUCCAGGAAGAGAAGGUGGUAGUGGAGGAAAUUCCUUAUGUUUCAAAUCCAGAGGUUUUUGCGGCUCAUACUCCUGGUUUCCGAUAUGCUCUGUAG